Molecule: messenger RNA, 6245 nt
Organism: Mytilus californianus (California mussel)
Lineage: Eukaryota; Metazoa; Mollusca; Bivalvia; Mytilida; Mytilidae
Exons: 23
Coding region: 100-5967 (1955 amino acids)
Biological process (GO): snRNA transcription by RNA polymerase II; snRNA transcription by RNA polymerase III; positive regulation of transcription by RNA polymerase III
Cellular component (GO): transcription elongation factor complex
Source: RefSeq, a predicted model, not a curated record
UUCAUUGUUUACUUCCGACAUGUAGAACGCACGUUAUUUUUCUUUCAGUUCAAGUGUCAGUUGUGAUUUUGUGUGGUGAACAGAAACCUUUAUGUCAAAAUGAGUAAAUGUCCCAUUUCAUGGAAUGUUCCUGUUGAUACUGGCCACAAUUUCUUCUUCACUCAAGAAACUUUCAACAAAUAUUCGAAACCGGAAACAUAUGAAGAGAAGAUUAGAAAAAGAUAUGAGUUAUUCCCGCCGAGAGAAUGUCAUCUUGGUGUGAAUGCUAAAUCUAAAAGAUCAAAGAAGAAGGUGAAUGAGAAAAAAACAAAAAGUUGGGAUAAAGAAGAUAAAGAAUCUCUGUAUAAAGUUCAAUCACUUAGUGAUGCCAGUGAAGAGGAGGAGGAGCUUAUAUUUGAUGUUGAAGAAGAUUUUGAAGAAUUUGGUGUUGUAAAGAAAAUUACACCAAAACAGAACAAACAAAAAGAAAAAGCUAAAACAAGAGGCCAGAAGGUCACAGAUGUUGUUGUACUUGAUACUGAAAAGAAAGAAGCUUUGCAGAAAAAUAAAUUUCAACAUACUAGUACAAAACAAUCUGAUACUCAGCAGAAACAUACAGAUGAUACAGAGUUACAACAAACACAGCCAUGUAUUGAAGAUUUGGAAGAGUUUGGUGUAGAAAAGGCUUACAAUACAGAAAAGAAGGAACCCUCAGCACAAAGUGUAGAUAUCAAUCAAAUAGAGGAAUUUGGUAUUCCUAAAACUAUAUCAAAUCAAAGUGACAUUUUGGAAGGUUCCAUGCCAGGAAACCAGAACCAUCAACAGAAAGAGAGUAAUAAAGAACAAAAGAAAAGAACAGAAGAAUUUCCAUGGGACACUAAAUCCAGAGAUAGGAAGAGUGAUAAGGCAGAUUCAAAGAUAUUCAGAUAUCAGAACAGGAAAUCUAAUUUAAACAGUAGAGAACAGAGCCGUUAUUUAAACUUGCAUUACAAAUAUAAUACAUUUACUCCUAAAAGUCCAUCAGAGAGGGAAAAACGUGAAAUGAAAGACUUUAUGACUUUACAUGAGAGGGUAAUAGAAGAACAAAAGGAAUACCAGCAGUAUCUAGAAAAACUGGCUCAUACUGCGAAAUCAGAUUAUAAUUAUUUAGCACCUGAAGCUGAUCGAUAUUUCAAGGAAAGGUUAGCCAUGAAGAAAAAGCGAGUCCAGUUGUACCCUCAGUACUACAAUGUUUGUGACAAAUUAAAUCUUUUAACAACUGGACCUCCAUGUCAGUUACUGUUUGUCAUGUCCUUGUUAGAACUGGGAACAGUACCAAAGCUUGUUGUACCAAAUAUGAAUGUAGGAGAAAGACCAAGGAUACCAUUAGACUAUGAUUCUAUUGCCAAACAUUGUCCAUGUGAUCAUAAUAAACCUUCCAAUGUUUGGAACAAUCAGCCUUGUAGCAAGGACCAGAACUGUGAUGUUUUAUCUCAGAGGUCCAAAGUACACAUCACAAUAUCAGCCAGUGCUAUUGCUUGUAUUGUAAAUAACCAUGCUCCUAACUACAACAGGGAAUGGGAGAUACCAUUUACUGUCAAGGAUUACCAGCUUCAGGAUGGCGAUAAGAAGUUUAUGCAUCGUGUUGUGUACAUUGAUAAUCCACUUCCUGCUAAAGAGCUCACAGGACGAGACAAAAAUACAAUGUUCUAUAAAUAUGCUUUGCGUUCACAUAUGGGGAGACUUAAUCAAACAGGUCACAUCUUCACAUUGAAUCAGAAAAUAGAAUCAGAUUCUACAAGUCCAGAAUCUUUGAAGUUACCAAGGAAACAGUCUUCUGUAGAACAGUCACACAAUACAGAACUGAUAAUUGAUGACACUGAAAAUGUAGCAUCUCUGUUAUCACCUAUCAAAUCACCUUCAAAUGAACAAAAGAAAAAGAUGAGCAAAAUAAAAAGAGGGGAAAAGGUCAAAGAUUGUGAAGAAGUUGUGGGAGAUGAUCCAUUUGGAACAAUGGAAGUUUCCAUGGAAGAUUUAGAAACAUUUGGGAUGGAUAUGUCAGCAAACAAAACAUUCAAGAAACUUGGAGAAAAGAAGAAUGUAACUAGUUCAAAGGAAGAUCCACCUGUUGAAAUCAAUUUAGCUGCUGAGAAGAAACUUCCAGCUAAAGAUGGUUUCAUUGUUGGUAAAGCCAUUAAAGGUCAAGUGUCAGAUCACAGUGAAACCUUGAAAUCAAACGAAUUGGAUAUAAGUAAGGGAAAAGAAUCAUUAGAUUCAGUUCAAGAAGUUUCUUCUCUUUCUUCAGAUGGAGAUUGUAAAAUAAUUGAUCUGGAUAAUAGUGAAAAAGAAAAAGGAAAAUUGGCAGAAAAUUUUCAAUCUCCCAAAAUUAUAGGAAAUAAUGAGGAAGUUGACAGAAUUGAUACAUCAAUACCUAAUGUAAAGAGUGACUUAAAUGUUGAAGACUCAGUCUCUAAUUCUGUUGAAAUUUCAGAUAGUUUCAAAAUUGAUGAAAGUUCAGUCAAAACUUCUGAAUCUGUAUCUAAUGAUAAAGAACCUGAAAGUAUUGGACAAGAAUUGAAAGUGGAUAUAGUUGUCUCCUCACAACCAUGUGACUUACAAAUGAGUUCUGCUAGUGAUGAUGAGUCAGAUGCUCUUGUCAUUGAUGAACCUGAAAAUGAGAACAUAAAAACAGUAUCUGGUCAUGUUGCUAUGGAAACACCAGCUAGUCCUGUCCCAGAAACACCUCUUAGUCCUGUGUUAUUUGGAAGCUCAUUUGGUAGUGCAUUCAGUCCACCUGCUAGUCCCAGUAAGAGAUUAUGUAGAUCAAUUGACAUGAAUGAUAGAACUCCAAGAUGUUCUUUUAAUAGUGUAGAUGGAGUUAAGUCCCCUGACAGGAUGGACAGAAACUCACCUACUAGUCCAGAUCAUACUACAUUUAGUUCUCCUGAAAGUAAGCCAUGUAAAAUCAUACCCCUACAGAGAGAUAGUGAAGAAGAAUUUGUAACUGACAAUUCUAAUGUUUUACCUCAUCCGAUAAAUCUUUUUUAUCCAGGAGCUAAUAUAAAUCAAAUCGGAUUAAGAAAGAAAGUUGAGGAGAUAUCUGACUCUGAAGGGAAUACUGAAAGUAAACCGUCAAUAGAUAUAUCAUCUGCAGGUAUUCUGAGCAAAUAUAACACUUCUGACGAUAGCUUUAAAAAGGUUUCAAACUGUAAAGCACUUGAUAUAAAAACUUUGCAACUUUCAGAUGACACAACUGUAUUAAAAUCAGAUCUCCACACUUCUAGUAUAACAAAAGGUGAUGAAGUACGUGACUCUAUAGAUCAAUCAGAACCAGAUAGUCUGUGUUUGAUUAAACCUAUGGACUGUACUGAUUUAUCUGUUCAGAACCAAGAUUCUAAUACUUCUUCCUCUAAGAUAAUCAAAGGUAUCAGUCAUAAUGUUGAAGGAGACAGUCAAAAUGUUGAAGGUGGCAGUCAUAAUGUUGAAGGAGACAGUCAUAAUGUUGAAGGCGACAGUCAUAAUGUUGAAGGAGACAGUCAUAAUGUUGAAGGAGACAGUCAUAAUGUUGAAGGAGACAGUCAUAAUGUUGAAGGCGACAGUCAUAAUGUUGAAGGAGACAGUCAUAAUGUUGAAGGAGACAGUCAUAAUGUUGAAGGCGACAGUCAUAAUGUUGAAGGAGACAGUCAUAAUGUUGAAGGUGGCAGUCAUAAUGUUGAAAGAGACAGUCAUAAUGUUGAAGGAGACAGUCAUAAUGUUGAAGGUGGCAGUCAUAAUGUUGAAGGAGACAGUCAUAAUGUUGAAGGCGACAGUCAUAAUGUUGAAGGAGACAGUCAUAAUGUUGAAGGAGACAGUCAUAAUGUUGAAGGCGACAGUCAUAAUGUUGAAGGAGACAGUCAUAAUGUUGAAGGAGACAGUCAUAAUGUUGAAGGCGACAGUUAUAAUGUUGAAGGUGGCAGUCAAAUUAUGGAAACUGGAAACAUUGAUAAUAAUACUGGUAAAGAUGACCUUGAUUCUAGUGAUAACGAAAUAUUACAAAUUAAUACUGUUCUGUCAAAAGAUGGCAGUGAUUCCUCAGAUGAGUUUGUCUCCCCUCGAUCAAAAAUCUUAAGAAAGAAUAAAGACAGAAAUAAAAAAUGUGAUGGUCAGACAAAUAAAUUCCGAGCUGCAGUUAUUGAGAGUGAUUCUGAGUCGGAUGAAGAAGUUGGAUCAAAACAACAUUCAGUGACUGAUAAAUGUAGCAGUGGUACUAUAAGUCCUUUUACCAGUAGUGAAACAAAUGAUUUGGGUAAAAGACCUUUAAGUAGAUGUAAUAGUACAGAAAAUGAAGAAGAAAAUGAAAUAGUCAAAAGACUGCUUCAACCAUCACAAAGGAAAGGACAUAGGUCUAAUAAGAGCAAAGAUGUCAAAACAGAAGUCACCAUCAAUGUAGAGGCAGAAAGUGAAAAUCUUGAAGAAAUGGCUUGUACUCGCAGGAAAACUAGGUCUUCUGUAGGGUUAAAGAAACAAGAGACAACACAAAAUACAAAAACUUUAAAACUACCUUCAUCACCAAAAAAAUUUAAAUCUGUUGAUGAUCAUCAGCUAUCUGAUUUUUGUGAAGAGUCAAUGCUAACCAAAAGACAAACUAGAAGAAGCAUGGACAACCAGGACCAAGAACAAAGAUCUAGUAAACUGGCAAUAUUAGAUAGAGUCAAGAAAAAUUUGAGGUCAAAAUCUACAUCACAAGAAACUAGUACAGAAAAGCAAACAGAUAAUACAGAUAACGAACAGUUAAAACGGAAAAGAGGACGUCCUCAAAAAAGAAAAUCUGUCCAAGAAGACAUUCACAGUAUUGAUGAAUCUGCAUCUAAGAGUGAGAAGCAGGAUUCUGAAAUGAAAGUAGUUGAAGGUAGCAUUGAAGAGGAGACCACUCAAUUAUCAAAUGAGAAAGACAUUACAAAGCUUACAAUGACAAAAUCAAUGGCUAAUCAGGAAAAUACUUAUACUAUAGAGGUGAACAUGACAGAUGUUGGGGAUUCAAAUGACGGAAAAGGCACAGAAAAUCAACAGAAAUCUAGUGUUUGUAAUUUCAGAGACAAAGAUCAAAAUACUGGAGAUGACAUCAAUAUAAAUCAUCAAAAAGACAUUUUAGAAAAAGGAAAGUCAAACGAAACAGAACCAGCCGCUGUUGUGAAAACCCAGUCACAGAAAGUGGACACCCAUGUAAAGAAAGCUAAGACACUUCAUACGACAGUACAGAAAGGUCAACAAAAAUCUGUUAAUCCUUUAGAAAAUAUCCUGCAAGCUCAAGAAAGACUGUUGGAUAAUCCAAAACUCCACAGAGACCAAGCUCAGCAAGAGUACUUCUCUCAGUUCAAAUUUCCUGCUAGACAUAAUGUUACUUAUCAUCUGUGGUCACUAGGGGCAUAUAAGGUUAUGAUCAGGUCUGGUUACCAUGGAGUGUAUAAAGAUCCACAGCAGAAGGUAUCAUUUAUCCAUGUAUCCCCUAAGAUGGAAUACCAGUCGAAUUAUGGUGUAGAACAGCUUACUGUUAGUGAGGUCUCCAAAGAUUGGGCAUCUGCAUAUGUCAGACCUAACUGUAAAAUUAUCAGAGCCAGAGUCAAUCCUUUGCAAUCAGAUAUUGUGUCCAUGAAGGAAGAAGAAUUAAAUAAAAUGUCAACAAUGUCUCAUGGUUACAAUCCAGCAAAUGGAUUUCAGAUGCUAGCCAAUGUGUUCCAUAGACUUCAUCAGUGUUCACCUGGGCAGUAUCUGUUACAUCAUUCCCCUGGAUCAUCUGAAUGUCAGAUUAAAAAGGCAACAGAAAAUAAUAAAAGGGGCACUUAUGAUUUACAUAUGAACCACUUUGGAUUAUUGGGAGGUGAAAAAGAUAGCCAUCAGAUACCAUGGAUACCUAUAGAUACUAACUUUAUACAACAAAGAUUUCAUAAGAAAGGAAGAAUACCAGCUACAUUUGAACCAAGAGAUUACAAACCUGGAACUAAAAAGAAGAAGAAGAGAGGAAAACACUAAGAUUAAUUUCAUUAAUAUAUAUAUUUAAGUGCAUCCAAGAAAUCACAAUUUAAUUGUUCAAAAUAUUUUGCAGAAUAUCAACAGUUUUAUACUAUAUAAUUGUUUAUAAAUAAACAACUGCUAAACCAAUGCCUCCUAAAUUUUGUAUAAUUGUUUGUUAGUAAGAUGUUGUGAGAUAAACUUAUUACAAGAGAGGUUUCCUAUCAUGUAGUACAGACACUUGUAUUUGUUAUUGUUAUAAUUUUUUUAUGUUUGGAAAAAUAAAAUAUUCCACAUGC